Molecule: messenger RNA, 768 nt
Organism: Babjeviella inositovora NRRL Y-12698
Lineage: Eukaryota; Fungi; Ascomycota; Pichiomycetes; Serinales
Gene: PUP2
Product: proteasome core particle subunit alpha 5
Exons: 1
Coding region: 1-768 (255 amino acids)
Biological process (GO): proteasome-mediated ubiquitin-dependent protein catabolic process
Cellular component (GO): proteasome core complex; nucleus; proteasome core complex, alpha-subunit complex
Source: RefSeq, a predicted model, not a curated record
AUGUUCUUAACCAGAAGUGAAUAUGAUCGUGGUGUCAGCACCUUCUCUCCUGAGGGGAGAUUGUUCCAGGUCGAAUACUCCUUAGAGGCCAUCAAAUUGGGGUCCACAGCCAUCGGCAUCGCCACUUCCGAGGGUGUCAUAUUGGGUGUUGAAAAGAGAGUUACAUCGUCGCUUUUGGAAUCCACCUCCAUCGAAAAGAUUGUGGAAAUUGACCAGCACAUUGGCUGUGCUAUGAGUGGGUUGACCGCCGACGCCAGAAGCAUGAUUGACCACGCGCGUGUCUCCUCGCUUAACCACAACUUGUACUACGACGAGUCUAUCGGUGUUGAAUCCUUGACCCAGUCCGUGUGUGACUUGGCGUUAAGAUUCGGGGAAGGUGCCGGUGGCGAAAAGAGAUUGAUGUCAAGACCAUUCGGUGUCGCCUUGUUGAUUGCCGGGUACGAUGAAGAUCACGGCCCACAGUUGUACCAUGCAGAGCCGUCGGGAACCUUCUAUAGGUAUGAUGCCAAGGCCAUCGGCUCCGGCUCUGAGGGUGCACAGGCUGAGUUGCAGAACGAGUACCAUUCGUCUUUGACUUUGAAGGAAGCGGAAUUGUUGACCUUGAAGGUAUUGAAGCAGGUUAUGGAGGAAAAGUUGGACUCCAAUAACGCGCAAUUAGCCUCCGUCACCAAGGAAGGUGGGUUCAAGAUCUACGAUGAUGCCAAGACGGCCGAAAUUAUUGCUCAAUUGAAGGAGCAGGAGACCGACGAGGCUCACGCCUUGGAUUAG